AUGACAGAAUGCUACCCACCUGAUCAGGUGUCUCAGUUUGACCUAGUAAAAGGCCGGACGAAGACGUUUCUCUGGCUGCUGCGCUUGCCCAGUCCCUGCUGCGCCACCGGCUGUCUCGCCGUGGACGGUUUCUGGACAUGGAGAUAUAAGGGUGACCGAGAAACGAUUGUCACACCAGAGAAGAAGGCUGGAGAGAAUGACAUGGCUACCCCAAAGGGACAAAACACUGAGGCGAAGGAGGAGGCAGAGUUGGGCCACUUCAAGGAGGAGAUGGCGAACGAGGAAGACCUCCCCACGAUGGACACCCCCACUGUCUUCAACAUCAGCCCCUUCAGCAGCCUGCAGGGCUCCGGUCUCCCUCAGGACUUGGGACCCUCUGCCCAGGACCCCCAUGUGCCCUCUGAGGCGUUCGCCCCGCUCCCCAAAUACAAGGCGCACGCCCUGCACGCGCCCCAUGGCCGUAGGAUGUCCAUCGUCAAAGUGCAGCCCUUUGUCCACGGAGAAGACCUGUCAGAUGCUAAGUCUCUGUGUUGGCCAUACAUACCGCGUCGUUUGCUAGCACUUCUGAUCGUCUUUUGUGCAUUUAUAGCAGUGACUCUGGUGGUAGGCAUUGGUCUUGGAGUGGGUCUAAGCUGCUCCGGAAAGUUCCAGUGUGUGUCUUCAACUCAGUGUAUCAGUAGAUCUGCUCUUUGUGAUGGAGUCCAAGACUGCAGCCAAGGAGAGGAUGAACUCAACUGUGUACGUGUGAGCGGGAGACACUCUAUCCUGCAGCUGAGUAGGGGGGGCGUUUGGAGGUCUGUGUGCUGGCAGAACUGGAACCCCAGCCUGGGUCUCUCCGCCUGCACCCAGCUCGGCUACACCAGCUAUGUGAAUUCCAGUUCCAUCCCUUUGUCCUCUGUUGAGUCAGCCUUCCAGAAGGACACUGUGACCCUUGACCCCCACCUCCCUGUACCUCAGCCAUCCCUCAAAGCACACAACAGCUCCUCCCUCAGGAGCGUUCAGUGCAUAUCUGGCUUGGUGACGGCACUUAAAUGCAUAGAGUGUGGUAUCAGGCCAGGUCUCAGGAGCCGGAUUGUGAGGGGGAACAUGUCUGUCUCGGGGCAGUUUCCCUGGCAGGCCAGCUUACAGUAUCAGAGCCAGUACAUCUGUGGAGGAUCAGUGAUAACAAAACAGUGGAUAGUCACCGCUGCGCACUGUGUAUAUGGCUUCGCUAGCCCAUCGUUAUGGUCGGUGCGCGUGGGUAUCUCCGAGCAGCCCGUGAGCGGAGCAGGAGAUCUCGCGGUGGCGAAGGUCCUCUACCACGCCGCGUACCACCCCGAGCGUGUCCAAUACGACAUCGCCCUCGUCAGGCUCGCGCAGCCGCUCACGUUCAGCGGUCAGGUGCAGCCCAUCUGCUUGCCUAACUACGGUCAGGAUUUUAGACCUGGAAGUGUGUGCUGGGUGUCUGGCUGGGGAGCCACACAGAGUGGCGGAGAGGUGAGUUCGUCUCUCCAAUCGGCCACGGUCCCGCUCCUCUCCGCUAGACAGUGUGCUAGGCACGGCCUUUCAUCCUGGAGCGUCUGUGCCGGGUACCUGAAGGGAGGAUCCGACACGUGCCAGGGAGACAGCGGCAGCCCACUGGCCUGUGAAGACUCUGUGUGGAAGCUGGUGGGCGUGGCUAGCUGGUCGCAGGGCUGCGGGGGGCGGAACAACCCUGGGAUUUACACCAGCAUAAUUCAGGCCCUGCCAUGGAUACAACAGAAUAUGGAGAAAGAAGAGGAACAAAUGGUUUGAGCAGUUUGACCUACAAGACCCGCAGAUGGGAUCUCCGUCGUUGUACCUCCAUGGAGAACCGAAUCUUACCUCAUGCACUCAUUCCUCUGAACACUAGUUUUUACAGAACUGGUACACAGGGCAGUGACGCACGAUCAGAGUUUAUACGACUUACGAACUCAGUGGAGUUCCGCUCUGGCCCAAUCACAUACAUGUCCUGAAGCAGAAAUAACCAUUUAUCUACAGAUCAACUUGUAAUGCAUUUAUAUUUGUUUCGCGUUUAAUUAAAUGCUAUAUUUGUGUGGCAUUUUUACAAAUACGUAUGUGUAAAGCUGUAUCAAUUUACUGUAAAGCACAUUGGAGUUUUUGUCCAUCGGCGACAAUCACGUCAUAGGAGACGUUUGUGCCUGUAUGUUAACGGUCCGCUUCAGCAAGAACAUGGGAUUUGAAACAAAAAACUAUAGCGCCAUCUCCCCCAAUUUAUUUAUUGUGUUGUUUUUGGUCAUUGUCGGAUAUUUUGAUAUGUUUAAAGACGAUGAACAGCCGCAAGAGCACCGAUUUACACAGCACAGAUUUACAUAACUCGCCCCGAAGCGGGAUGUAUAGAAUAACUCGCACGUAAAAAACAGUACUUAACUGCUGACUUUAUUACAAAACAGAAAGGCAAACAUGAGCGUGUCUGUGAAAAGUAGCAAGCAGCGAGAGUAGCCUGAAACCAAGACAAACAAAAACAGUAGAGCGUUUAAAAGAAAACUUCACCCAAAGGUUUCUAAUAACGAGUAGCGAACGAUAAGGAUACUGAGUGAAUGUAGGUGCAAGUUAACUUUAUUCUGACUAGAUUGCUAGAGAUUGUUAUUAUUAAUGAUUGAAUGGUCAAUUACUGCAUUUAAUUAUUGAACAUUCCGUUAAUCUUCAUUAUCGGUAAUGUCAUAUUAUCAUCUACUAGUAUAAUUGGGUGAAGUGCUGCUUUAAAGCUCCGAGGUAAACAUGCAGCGUGUCGAAGGCCAUGCAAAGCUACGUGAGGUCACACACGCCCACCACAUGACCUCAUCACCUGCGUCACAAGACAACGCCCGGAAAUGACGUCAGAGCCAAUUACCCUGAAAUUGGCGUAUUUCCAGCAAAAACAAAAACAUUAGAAAAAGAACAAGGGAAACAAACAAACGAACAAAAAAACGUUAUAUCAGCUUCAGUUUGAGUGAAUGCGAUAUGGAACAGGAUUGAACUUUUUAAGAACUCUAGCACAAAACUGGCUGACUGUACAUUUCUCGUAAUAGUGUUCAACGUGCGGUUUCAUACACGCCCGCAGACCUACACGUUCUGCUGUAUAUUGUGUUUUGUAAAUAAUAGUGUUUAAUGUGUCUUUACAGCAACAGCGAACAAACCCAUGCAAUAAACUGUCUCCUACUCAAAGCACUAAAUAACCGACUGUGACAGAGAAUGUGCUGGUGAACAUAACUUUCAAUAAAGCACAAAUAUGAAUGCUCAAAUGAUUUACCAGUUGUCCAGUGCAAUAGUGUGGAUAAAUAAAAAAUUGCUGAUGAAAUUAUAUUUAAGCCAAGGGCCUUUCAGGAGUCCACCUCAGCUGGGCCAUCUCUAAAUUCACGAAUCAUUAAGAAGUACAACUCCCUUCUCAAGUGCACAAACUGACCUUUAAACAGGUAAACCCGAUCACCUUUCACGCGUGCCGGUUUCCACGGGGGGUUACAACUGAACAGAAAACGCUGUUGGCAGGACGACGGUGACGUGAGUGAUAACGAGGCCGGUUCUUGUUUUCACAAUACAAAGAUAUAAGGCCUUGUGUUUCCUUCUCGUACUUCAGCUUAUUACUAUUGCAAAAAUCUCUUUCUUGGUAAUUCAGUUAGGAAGCGUUAUCAAAAUUCCCCAAAACUGGGCCUUCAUAUCAAAAAGUGGUUGUUUGGUUUGUUUUUUUUCCUUUCAUUGCCAGCAUAAACUGUCUUUACCCAAAAAAC
Molecule: messenger RNA, 3725 nt
Organism: Electrophorus electricus (electric eel)
Lineage: Eukaryota; Metazoa; Chordata; Actinopteri; Gymnotiformes; Gymnotidae
Gene: tmprss3b
Product: transmembrane serine protease 3b
Biological process (GO): proteolysis
Cellular component (GO): membrane
Molecular function (GO): serine-type endopeptidase activity; protein binding
Source: RefSeq, a predicted model, not a curated record